Phaethon lepturus (White-tailed tropicbird) is the source of this 909-nucleotide messenger RNA. Its product is annotated as very long-chain acyl-CoA synthetase-like. NCBI's taxonomy places the organism in Eukaryota, Metazoa, Chordata, Aves, Phaethontiformes, Phaethontidae. Gene Ontology annotation, cellular component: endoplasmic reticulum. Gene Ontology annotation, molecular function: long-chain fatty acid-CoA ligase activity; long-chain fatty acid transmembrane transporter activity. The record is from RefSeq and is a predicted model, not a curated record.
AUGUUUCUUUUCGGCUGUUCACGGAAAGAAGACGACAGAGUUCACAAAGUACACAUUGCUCUAGGAAAUGGUAUCAGACCUGCUGUCUGGAAAGAAUUUCUGAUGAGGUUUGGCCCAAUCAAAAUAUUUGAAUUCUACAGAUCCACAGAAGGAAAUCUUGGUUUCUUGAACUAUACUAAUAAAAUAGGAGCUGUGGGUCAUGCUGGCAUCUUCUCAAAGCUACUACAUUCUUCUGAGUGGUUGAAGUAUGAUGUCUGGAAACAAGAAUUUAUGAAGGAUGAAAAUGGAAGGUGUAAGAAAGCAGCCACAGGUGAAUCUGGUCUUCUCAUUGUCCAAGAUACUCAGGAUGCCCCAUUUUCUGGAUAUGCUGGAAAUGAUGAAGCCUCAGAGAAUAAACUCCUGCGUAAUGUGUUUGUGAAAAGAGAUGUGUAUGUUAACACAGGAGACCUCUUAGUGGUGGAUGAGGAUGGCUUCCUCCAUGACCGUGUGGGAGACACUUUCAGGUGGAAAGGAGAAAAUGUUGCCACUGUAGAAGUGGUGGAGAUCAUUGGUAUGAUGGAUUUUGUCCAAGAAGUUAAUGUUUACAGUGUAAGCAUACGAAACUAUGAAGGAAGAACAGGGGUAGCAGCUAUUGUGCUUAAACCUGGCCAAUCCUUUAAUGGAGAAAGACUUUAUAAGCAUGUUGUGGACUUCCUUCCAAGUUAUGCCCAGCCACACUUUGUGAGAAUCAUAGAUGUCAUGCAAAUUACUGCAACUUCCAAGCAUCAGAAAAUGCAUCUGGUGAAUGAAGGAUUUAAUCCAGAAAUUAUAUCUGAACCUCUGUAUUUCAUGCAUAAACCUGCACAUUCCUAUAUUCCUUUGACAAGAGAGAUAUACAAGAAUGUUGUUUCUGGUGAAAUACAUUUGUAA